Messenger RNA from Salpingoeca rosetta, 858 nucleotides. RefSeq lists its product as uncharacterized. Bases 1 to 804 code for a protein of 267 amino acids. The transcript has a single exon. NCBI's taxonomy places the organism in Eukaryota, Choanoflagellata, Craspedida, Salpingoecidae. The record is from RefSeq and is a predicted model, not a curated record.
AUGAUGGACUACAACACACUCAUCUCCGUGGCCUUCAACAAGAACUGCACCCUGACACAGUCCCAGCAGAGCCCGCUGCGGAAGGUGUUGUUGCAGAGGACGCUCUGGGUCAAGCUGCAGAACAAGUUUGCCGCCUCGGCCAACAUCGAGCGCGACGCCCUGCAGCCCGUGCUGACAGAAGAGGAGAUCCGCCCCAGGUCCAAGCGCCACCAGCGCAUGACUGCCGAGGCCGACAAGACCGCCAAGAAGAUGAGCGCGCUCGCCUCCCAGGUUGAGGACAACUGCCGCACCGCCCCCACCGUCUAUGACCAGGCGGAGAUUGAGCGCUCCCGCAACAUGGAUGUCCGCACAGACGCCAACCAGCGGCAGCAGCUGCAGAAGCAGAUGCAGCAACACCAGCGACAGCAGCAGCCCAUCACGCGCCGCCGGCGCCGCAGCCUCAACCCGGCCCCAACAAGAAUCACGCCAACACCGGCAAUGGCCCCAGCACCCAAAGUGUACCGCACCGACACCACCAAGAGCGCCAUGCAUGCACGCAACAGCAACAGCAACAACAACGCAGCAGCCACCCAUCCGUACCAUCCUCGCAAGAAGGCUGGCCGCCCGCUGUCUUAUCCAACCAUGCGCUACCACCAGCACCAGCCUCAGCUGCAGCCACAGCCAAACAAGCGCGCGCACCAGCAAGAGCAACAGCAGCAGCAGCAAGUACGCCAAGUCGCACAUCGCACGGGCUACUGCUCACCGCGAUCCAUCCGCCGCCAUGUCCAGUCCAUGCCUCCAGCCGUCCUGUCCACGGCCCGCUGAUGGCUUGUCAUUUUUGUCCGAUAUCGUUUCCUUUGCCUUAGACUGCUGACUCCC